AUGGGACUCCUUAGCAUUAUAAGGAAAAUAAAGAAGAAGGAGAAAGAGAUGCGCAUUCUUAUGGUGUACGCUGUCAUUAUCAAUUUCGUGAGACAUCAUCUCUCAGCACAAACCUUUGGCUAAAACUAACUCUAAACUAUGAUUUUUCUUAUUGUUGUUGUCAGAGGACUCGAUAACUCAGGGAAGACAACUAUUGUGCUCAAAAUAAAUGGUGAGGAUACGAGCAUCAUAAGUCCCACUCUAGGAUUUAACAUCAAGACCAUUCAAUACCAUAAGUAAGCACUAUUUCAGCAUGAUUGAUCUGUAUGAGUUACUGCUUUCAUAGAGUUGUCUGAGGGCUACCUUUUUGUUCCUGUGGUUCAUCAUAUUCUUUCUCAUGGUUUUGAUCUCACGAUCUAUGCAGAUAUUCUUUGAAUAUAUGGGAUAUUGGUGGCCAGAAGACUAUCAGGUCAUACUGGAGAAAUUACUUUGAACAGACUGACGGAUUGAUCUGGGUUGUUGAUAGCUCGGAUGUGCGGAGGUUGGACGAUUGCAGAUCAGAACUGAAUAAUCUCUUGAAAGAAGAGGUCGACUAACCUUUGUUUCUUUUUCUUCACUACAAGCUCUUACUGCUGCCAUAUUUUUUCCGAAUGUAUUUUGUGAAUGUUUCCCGUUGUUUGCUUUUCAACAGAGACUAUCCGGCGCAUCAUUGCUUGUGUUUGCAAAUAAACAGGAUAUACAAGGUGCUCUUACACCCGAUGAGAUUUCUAAGGUAAGUAAUAUCAAUGAUGUGGCUCUUGGCGUAAUCUGGCAAAAACUAAUGUAGGAAAAGGAUUAAACUUGCUGAAUGGUUUAUUUGCUGCUUAUCGUUUUAUCUACAUUAUAUCUUCAUUUCCGACCUUAUGUGUAACGUUUGAUGCAAAGUCAUCUGCUUUCCAUCAAGAAUGAUUCCUAUUGCAGAGAAACAACUAUGUGCGACUUGUUUAUUUUCAUUGCUUCAAUCUGAAACCAGUACAAGGUGGUCUAAAACCCCAUUUUUAGGGUGUCAAAGGUUGAACAAUGGAGGAACUAUGUGUAACCUGAUGAACCUUAAAAUACUUAUAUUACUUUUAGGUUUGGGAUCACCAUUGUAAAAUGCAUUGCAACGUUCAUGUGAAUAGUUGAGGCAAGAAAACUGAGGCACUGCAGAAAUUCAGGUAGAUAGAGAUUGGCCAUGGAUUAUGUAGGAAGCUUGUGUCUAAAUGGGUGAGAUUAGUGAGGAAUCGUGGUCGCUGCUUUUGAUUGCCUUGUUGCCCAUGUGAACUGCAGGUGCUGAAUUUGGGCUCCAUCGAUAAGACCCGGCACUGGAAGAUCACUGGAUGCAGCGCAUAUACAGGAGAGGGGCUGGUUGAGGGCUUUGACUGGCUGGUCCAGGACAUUGCCUCCCGUAUCUAUGUCCUUGACUGA
Spirodela intermedia is the source of this 1425-nucleotide messenger RNA. The record is from the annotation of a GenBank genome assembly. Lineage: Eukaryota; Viridiplantae; Streptophyta; Magnoliopsida; Alismatales; Araceae.